This is a messenger RNA of Bufo gargarizans (Asiatic toad), 1598 nucleotides long. RefSeq names its product gastrula zinc finger protein XlCGF71.1-like. The transcript has a single exon. The record is from RefSeq and is a predicted model, not a curated record. Gene Ontology annotation, biological process: regulation of transcription by RNA polymerase II. Lineage: Eukaryota; Metazoa; Chordata; Amphibia; Anura; Bufonidae. The annotation marks the transcript as partial. Gene Ontology annotation, molecular function: DNA-binding transcription factor activity, RNA polymerase II-specific; RNA polymerase II cis-regulatory region sequence-specific DNA binding.
GGAGAGAAGCCGUAUUCAUGUUUAGAAUGUGGUAAAUGUUUUACAUGUAAAUCAUAUCUUGUUAAACAUGGGAGAACUCACACAGGAGAAAAGCCGUAUUCGUGUUCAGAAUGUGGAAAAUGUUUUACAGGUAAAUCAAGUUUUGUUAAACAUGGCAGAAUUCACACAGGAGAAAAGCCAUAUUCGUGUUCAGAAUGUGGGAAAUGUUUUACACAAAAAUCUGUUCUUGUUAGACAUGAGAGACGUCACACAGGAGAGAAGCCGUAUUCAUGUUCAGAAUGUGGGAAAUGUUUUACAGAUAAAUCAACUCUUACUAUACAUGAGAGAAGUCACACAGGAGAGAAGCCAUAUUCAUGCUCAGAAUGUGGGAAAUGUUUUACAGAGAAAUCAACUCUUCUUAUACAUGAAAGAAUUCACACAGGAGAGAAGCCAUAUUCAUGUUCAGAAUGUGGGAAAUGUUUUACACAUAAAUCAGUUCUUGUUAAACACGAGAGACGUCACACAGGAAAGAAACCAUAUUCAUGUUCACAGUGUGGGAAGUGCUUUUCAGAUGAAUCAAAUCUUUUUAUACAUGAGAGAUGUCACACAGGAGAGAAACCAUUUUGACAUAUUUUAUGGACCUCUCCAGUCAUUAUGAAAAAUACAGACAUUCCUCUGACCUGUUCAAGAAAGAUGGUUUUAUUAAUAGUUACGCAGCUGCUGUGCUGUUUAUGCCACCAUUAGUGUUGAGUGAAUCGAAGCAUGCAAGACAGAAUUCGAUCCGAAAAUUAGGAAAAAAUUGAUUAGCCGUGAAGCCAAAUUUCCUUGUGCUUCAUGGAAACAAAUCAAUUUUUCCUAUAAUGGUGGUUGAAAAUAAAAAAAUUAUACUCGCCUCAUCCACUUGAUACCGAGAGGCCGCCCGCUCCGUCUUGAUUGAAUAACACCUGCCAAAGUACCUGCAGUGAGCGUGAAGACGUCACCACAUUAUCAUGCUGGCCACGACUUGUAACGUCAUUAGUGAUAACAACACUGCACGCGGCCAGCAUGAUCACGUUGUCAUCACGCUCACAACAGGUCCUUUGGCGGGUUUUCUUGAAUCAAGAAGGGAGCGGAUGGCCUCUCCGUGAGCAAGUGGAUGAGGUGAAUAUAAUAUUUUUUUAUCCCUGGAUUAACCCCCUAAGCACCUGAAUGUGAGUCUCAGAUGCUGCGAUCAGAGUUGAGCAGCAUCUGAGGGGGUAAAUAACGGUGGGGGGGGACAGGUUGUGCUUCAAGACAGAAAUUGUGAGUUUGUUUUCAAUUCAUCAUUUGGUGCCUACAGCAAUCCGUGAUCUUCGACUCACUAAUGUAAUGGCUACCUGAUGAAUCUACCACAUCGUCUUGAGAUUGGAUUGAUUCACAGACAAUACAAUUCUGUUUCCUUCCCCCCUCCCUUUCCCCAUUCCCAGAGACGCGCGUUGAAAUAUGAGUUUACUGUCUGUGCAGUUUAAUCCAGAUUCUUUCUACCAAUUUAAUUUCUGUAAAUUACAAUAUUUCAUUUGCUGAUUACGCCCAAGUUCUUCUCAGUGAUGGCUCUGUAUCCUAGAUUUCUGUGUUUGUAAAAUUGUUGGAAAAUAAAUCUA